AUUUAUAUCCCACACUGCUUCCUCAGCUCCUACCAGGAAACAAAGCCAAACCAAAAAAUCCCACCAUUGUUGAGACCUCACUUUCCCUGGAAAACGAGGGAAAAUCCUUCAACUGAUCAACACAGAUAUUGCCCUUAAACUCCUGUUUCCCAUCCAAAUUUAUGAUCUUUCUGCAGAAAUCAUAAAAAUUUUCCAGCUUUUGAAUGUGAGAGAAAGAGAGAGAGAGAGAGAGAUGGGUUGCCUGCACUCAAAAACUGCUCAUCUUCCUUCUCCCGAUGACCCAUCAGCCCCAAACAAACCAGAAUCAGUAAAUGGGGACCAGAUGGAUCAGGAGAACCAAGUUCCGGCUUUCAAAGAGUUUGAUCUUGAUGAGUUGAGGAAGGCAACAAACGGUUUUAGCUCAAGCUGCAUUGUGUCUGAAGGUGGAGAGAAAGCCCCCAAUGUGGUUUACAGAGGAAAGCUUGAAGGGAACCGGCUCGUAGCGAUUAAGCGGUUCUCUAGGCAGUCGUGGCCUGAUGCUCAGCAGUUUGUGGCAGAAGCAACCGGUGUUGGUAAGCUUAGACACAAGAGAUUGGUCAAUUUGAUCGGUUGCUGUGCUGAAGGAGAUGAGAGACUGUUGGUAGCGGAGUAUAUGCCCAAUGAUACCCUCUCGAAGCAUCUCUUUCACUGGGAAAAGCAACCACUCCCAUGGGAAAUGCGUGUUCGGGUUGCAGACUAUAUUGCACAAGCACUCGAUCACUGUAACAUGGAAAACAGGAAAAUCUAUCACGAUCUUAAUGCAUACAGAAUCCUCUUCGAUGAGGAUGGUGAUCCUCGUCUAUCGAGUUUUGGUCUCAUGAAGAACAGUAGAGAUGGAAAGAGCUACAGUACUAACUUAGCUUAUACUCCGCCAGAGUUUUUACGAACAGGCAGAGUCAUUCCUGAAAGUGUGAUAUACAGUUAUGGAACGGUUCUUUUGGAUCUGAUGAGCGGUAAACAUAUUCCACCAAGCCAUGCUCUCGAUAUUAUAAGAGGGAAAAAUGUGCUGCUAUUGAUGGAUUCGUCUCUGGAAGGGCAAUAUGCGAAUGAAGAUGCCACUAAAUUGGUCGAGCUUGCUUCAAAAUGCCUUCAAUCAGAAGCCAAGGAUCGACCCGAUACCAAGUUUCUUCUCUCUGCGAUCGCACCACAACAAAAGCAAAAAGAGAUUGCAUCUCAUGUGCUGAUGGGCUUGCAAAAGAACACUGUAGUUUUACCAACUAUGCUCUCUCCUCUUGGAAAGGCCUGUUCUAAGAUGGACCUGGCAACCGUUCAUGACAUUCUGCUUAAAACCGGUUACAAAGAUGAGGAAGGUGCAGAAAACGAGCUUUCAUUUCAAGAAUGGACUCAGCAAGUGCAAGAGAUGUUGAACACAAAAAAGUUUGGAGACAUUGCUUUUAGAGACAAGGAUUUCAAGAAUGCUAUCGAAUGUUACUCAAAGUUGGUGGCGAUGAUGUCGGGACCUUCUGCCACUGUGUUCGCGAGAAGGGCUUUCUCGUAUCUAAUGACGGACCAACCAGAGCUUGCCCUAAGGGACGCAAUGCAGGCGCAGGUGUGCAUACCCGAGUGGCCAACUGCAUUUUACCUCCAAGCCAUUGCGCUUUCGAAACUGGGGAUGGAGACUGAUGCCCAAGACAUGCUCAAUGAUGGUGCCGCCUUUGAAGCCAAGAGACAGAACAGCUGGCGAAGCUGAAGAAAGCAAAGCCCCCCAAAUAUUUAUGGGUCUUCACGGACAAGUUCGAGGUAUUGUCUUGUAAGAAAAAAAACUGAGAGAUGUUGUGAUGAGUUUUGCAGGAAAUUGGUUUGGUUAUGGAUGUUGUGAUCAGUGUCUGUGUGUUGGUUGGUUGGUUGUUUCAGUGAAGUGUAAAAUCUCAUGGAAAAAGGAAAAUAAUAGCAUGACUUUCCCACU
This is a messenger RNA of Tarenaya hassleriana, 1924 nucleotides long. Its product is annotated as probable serine/threonine-protein kinase At4g35230. Gene Ontology annotation, molecular function: ATP binding; protein kinase activity; protein binding. The record is from RefSeq and is a predicted model, not a curated record. Bases 233 to 1708 code for a protein of 491 amino acids. Lineage: Eukaryota; Viridiplantae; Streptophyta; Magnoliopsida; Brassicales; Cleomaceae. The transcript has 10 exons. Gene Ontology annotation, biological process: protein phosphorylation; brassinosteroid mediated signaling pathway.